GCGCCGUCUUUGUCUGUCUUCCAACUUGCAGGAGCUUUCCACUUCUAAAAUCUAUUAGCGUAAAGCCAUAUUCAAGAUGCAGAACGAUGAGGGACAAAACAUGGACCUUUACAUCCCGAGGAAGUGCUCUGCCACUAACAGGCUGAUCACUUCCAAGGAUCAUGCAUCUGUUCAGCUCAACGUUGGCCAUUUAGAUGAGUCUGGCCGAUACACUGGCCAGUUCACCACUUAUGCACUAUGUGGAUUUAUUCGUGCCCAGGGAGACGCCGAUAGUGCUCUUGAUAGGCUCUGGCAAAAGAAAAAAGCUGAAGUUGGACAACAAUGAGAGUUUUCUAUUUGCUUUUAUUUAUGCUGAAGUGUAUACACUACCUUUCUCUUUCUCUCUUCGAUCUUCUUUCCAGUUUCUCCCCAUGCAACCUUCGUCUUUUCAUUUCCUGGAACUGAGCAUAAUGUGAGUUAUUUGUUUCUAAACUUUCGUGAGAUUGAACAUGGACUGAAGGCAAUAAAAAUCUUAUUAUUUUUCUCACUGCAUA
Solanum verrucosum is the source of this 533-nucleotide messenger RNA. Its product is annotated as 40S ribosomal protein S21-like. Gene Ontology annotation, biological process: endonucleolytic cleavage to generate mature 3'-end of SSU-rRNA from (SSU-rRNA, 5.8S rRNA, LSU-rRNA); endonucleolytic cleavage in ITS1 to separate SSU-rRNA from 5.8S rRNA and LSU-rRNA from tricistronic rRNA transcript (SSU-rRNA, 5.8S rRNA, LSU-rRNA); translation. The record is from RefSeq and is a predicted model, not a curated record. NCBI's taxonomy places the organism in Eukaryota, Viridiplantae, Streptophyta, Magnoliopsida, Solanales, Solanaceae. Gene Ontology annotation, molecular function: structural constituent of ribosome. The transcript has 4 exons. The coding region runs from base 77 to 325 and encodes 82 amino acids. Gene Ontology annotation, cellular component: cytosolic small ribosomal subunit; ribosome.